UCGGCCCUGCUUCUGGCGAGCGCACUGAUAUCAAUGCUGCGGUACACCCCUCCGUCUGCUAGAGGGCGCGCUUUCACUGCUCAAAUCACGUCCAGUCGGAAAGGUUUCUUCAAAACGAUGAAAACAAGCCCGGUCGGCGUUCAAAGCGAAGUCUGAGGUAAUAAAUCGGCCUAGUUAACGGGCACGACGAGACUGCUGUUUUCUGAAAGGGCGACACUGAGAAAGACUCACGCUGAAUGGAAUAUCACGGCUCCGCGUUCAGUCAGUCAGUCAGCGACUGCUUUUUUAUCGCCUGUGUUUUCUGACACCUCUGAGUGCAGCGAUACUUCAAUACAGCCCAGAGCCUUUAUCCAGGUGGACCGUUCCUGCAGUGGGUCGGUUCUUCAGUCCAGUGUCCUGCUGCAGUGUUUUAAACGCUGCCUUCUUUCUGUGGAUUUGCACCUCUGGUGCAGAAAAGGCUAAUAGCUUAUUAGGCUCCCUGAGACUGAGCACAACAGAAGGUGGCCAUGAAACAAGACUGCAUUCAUUGUGAAACCGAGACCUGUGCUGAACUUUUGGACCAGCAGAUGAUGGAAACGGCAGCGAUAAGGAGUUAAAAUGCCCCCCUCUGGUGCAGUUCCUUCCUGUGCCCUCAUCCUGAAGAUCCUGAAGUAGAGCUUUAUGUCCUUUCCCGAAGAUAACCAGACGGAGGCGACGGGAACGAGCCCUUUGGCUGCGUAACGAAAUCUCCAAAGCGAGUGGACAAAGAGCCGUUGGAGGAAUGAUCUGGAAGGUGGCGAAAGAAUCACCUGCGCUUUCUGGAUGAUGGCAAAGGUCGUGGCGGCGAGGCUUUUCUUCAUCAACUGCGUGUGUCUGCGCUGGGCUUGGGUUUGCUUAGCUGCUUGUAGUGGUAAGGUGGAGCUGCACACCGAGAGAAGGGGUGUCAUCUACAGUCCAUCCUGGCCACUCAACUACCCUGCUGGGGUCAACUGUUCAUGGAACAUCCAGGGAAACCGUGGAGAGGUCAUCACUAUAAGCUUCCACAGCUUUGACGUGGAGGACUCUGGAGGUUGCCGUGGUGACUGGCUGCUGCUGGGCCCCACCUGGAAGGAGGAGUACCGGGUGUGUGGCUCCAUGCUACCCCCUCCCUUCAUCUCCUCCAGGGGACGAGUGUGGCUCCACUUUCACUCACAGGCCAACAGCUCAGGCCUGGCUCAGGGUUUUAGACUCUCCUACAUACGCAGUCGUUUGGGUGAGAGUAGUUGUGAGAGUGAUGAGUAUUUGUGUGGGAAUGGGAAGUGUGUGCCACGGUCAUGGCGCUGUAAUGGUUUAGAUGAGUGUGGUGAUAACACUGAUGAACGGAAUUGUGCCCCUCUGCCCACACUCGUCCACUCCAGCCUGUGCCCUCCAGGCACCCUGCAGUGCAGCCAUGCCCAGUCCACGCGCUGUCUACCCUCUGCACUGCGCUGCAAUGGAGUGCUAGAUUGUCCAGAUGGCUCAGAUGAGGCCCACUGCCCUGACACCUCAUGCGGAAAACGACUCGCCAACUUCUACGGAACAUUCGCCUCACCUGAUUUCUUCAGGCCCAACAGGAGCGGUGGGACGGACUUGUACUGCACCUGGCUUCUGGAUACACAGGAUACAAAGCCUGUGCUCUUGCGUUUGGACCUGCAGCUGGGCGUGGGGGACUCUCUGCGUGUGUACGAUGGUUUGGGGGAAAGAGCGGAGCGGCUGCUGCAGAGUCUGUCCCACCACAACAAUCAUCGGCCUGCCGUGCUGGAAUCAUCGCAGGGCCAGAUGAGCGUGCUGUACCACGUCAAACCACAUAGCCAAGGACAUGGCUUCAACGCUUCAUACCAGGUGAAAGGUUAUUGUUUCCCGGGUGAGCUUCCUUGUGGUCCAGAUGAGGGUUGUUACUCCCAGCAGCAGCGCUGUGAUGGUUACUGGCACUGCCCAGGGGGGCGGGAUGAGGAGAGUUGCCCCCCAUGUCCGCCAGGGCAGUAUCCUUGUGAGGGGGGCGGUGGAGCAUGCUAUCCAGCAACUGAGCGCUGUGAUAACCAGAAGAAAUGCCCGGGCGGCUCAGACGAGAAGAACUGCUUCUCCUGCCAGCCGGGCAACUUCCACUGUGCCACCAACCUCUGCAUCUUCGAGACGUGGCGCUGUGACGGUCAGGAGGACUGUCUGGAUGGCAGUGAUGAACGAGACUGUCCGGCCGCAGUGCCCCGCAAGGUCAUCACAGCCGCGCUGAUUGGCAGCCUGGUGUGCGGCCUGCUGCUCGUCAUUGCUCUGGGCUGUGCUUUCAAGCUCUAUUCUCUUCGGACAAGGGAGUACCGAGCUUUUGAAACGCAGAUGACCCGACUGGAGGCGGAGUUUGUGCAGCGAGAGGCUCCUCCGUCUUAUGGUCAGCUGAUAGCUCAGGGUCUCAUACCUCCAGUGGAGGACUUUCCUGCUUACCAUCCUACUCAGGCCUCCGUCCUGCAGAAUCUCCGCACAGCUAUGCGUAGGCAGAUCCGCCGGCACUCCUCUCGCCGUGGGACGUCCCGACGUAGGCUAGGUCGCCUGUGGAGCCGCCUCUUCCACCGUGGAAGCCGCUUGCGGGGUCAGAUCCCCCUCCUCACACCCCCCGGCCACACACACACUCGCUCUCAUAUCCAACCUGCAAUCAGCCUUCAAGGAUUUAGGGGGGCCGAAGCUCGCAGGGGCGAGUCUGAGCGGCCAGCAACUGGACACACCCCCUCUCCCUGCUCCAGUGCUGCUCUAGGUCUGGCACUGCAGGCACAUGCACAGGCUCUGCAUUUACCCCAAAAUGAGUCACCCCCAUCUCCCUUGUCCCCUGCCUCACUGCGGUCAACGUCCGACACCCUGGAUGACGAAGACGAGGAAGACAGUGAUCACAGGUCUCCAGAAUUAGUAGGUGACCGAAUGAGGUCCAAUCUGGGUGAUGGGGCACCCUCUGCUGGACACAGAGACAUGGACAAACCUUCUGGAGCUCCAAACGAUUCCUCAAAUGGGACAUAUCGGUCACGGGUAUCCAGGAAAACUGUGCAAAGUCUGGCUUCAGAGCUAGGAGGAGUAACGGUCAAGUGUUAUUCCUCACUGGCCAUUUCACCUCUUUCUUCUCCUGAGUCUCUUACCUCCUCCAGCAGCCAGAAUGAGGAUGAAGUGGGCUCUCCAACAUACAAAGAAACUGAAAUCUGCACAGACACAGACUCUAACACACACUCUGACACCCAAGCCCCGUCUCACCUUGAUGACCACUCUAAGGACUGGUCAGUUAGGAAUAAGACUAAUACGCCCUCACCUUGUGAACUCACAAGCAGCGAUGAAGAGGAGGAUGAUGUUCCAUUUGUACACUGAAGAGCCUUUCGCUACUGUAUGUGGAAAUAUUUUACAAUGACCUUGCCAACAUGGAGCAUAUGAUUGAGAAUAUAUGCUUAUGGCUUAUCACACUAAGGGUGGACAGCAUGGCCUAGAAAUCAUCACAAUACUGGAUCUUGAUUGUAUUCAUAAUAGUAAACGUGUACCAGCCACUUGAUUAGAAACUCCCACCUUGUAGGUCCACCUCCCUCGUGUACAGACAGUAGCCCAUAUGUUGAUGCACCAGUGGUCAGUUUCUGACCAGAGAACCAUUCUUGAUUUAUUUAUUUAUUUAUUUUUUGGGUAGUAGUACGCUCUCAGCCCCAUCAGUGUUGCUGUACCUGUUACAGCCAUACCAGCUCCACACACCAUGCCACUACCAUGUCAGUGUCACUGCUGUGAUGAGAAUGGUCCAGAAACUGAUCAAUCAUGAGCGAGGAUUAGAUAUACAAGUGAAGUUUAUUUGAGAUAUCUAUAAUUUCCCGAUGUUGUUUACUAAAACAGGCAAAAUUAACUGCCACUAGAAGACAAUUCUAUCUAGAUAAAAUGAUUUAACAGUUUGUAAACACCUAAGUGUGUUUGCAGUGUUGGCAGAGAGUCCCUUACAGUCUGUAAAGCAUUUCUAGUGGAGACAUGAGGUGUUUCUAAUAAAGUGGAUGGUGAGUGUAUGAUGAGUCAAAGACAACAACAUGCUUGUUUUUAAAAAAAAAAAAAAAAGAUCUAUUGACUAUUAUGAAUAUGUCUUAUUAUCAAGAUCUUUGGGAUGCCAAUUGCUGACCAACAAGUCGGACACCUGGCUGAUAUCAUUACUGAGUCUGCAUAUAGUAUGAUACAAUGCCACAUCAAGAACAUGCAUUGCUUGGACUAUAUUGCAAUAUCACAAUACUUUUCAGUUUGUGAUAAAAAAUUUCUGUUGACUGAUUUAUUUAUCGAUGCGUUACCUGGCUCUAAUUUAUACACUGUCCAAAUCAAAUAGACAUGCGCUGACAUAUGCAGUGCAGCUAAUAUCCUCACCAAGUAGAUACGUAUUAGAAAUGAAAUAAGGACUUUAUUUAUGGAGCCAUAACAAUUUUGAGUCAUAGACAGUGCAUUUCUGUCUGGGUGCUGACUCAGUACAGUCAUUUUCAGCUGAGGGAUCUUCUAACUUAUUUUAAAGUUCUAAUGGAGCUGUGGAGUCGACUUCUUCACUGAAACCUUAUUCACGACGAGACUUGUGACUCAUCUUUUUUAUUUUCAGAAUGUUUUUCAGUUUUUCAUAACCAGAACAGUGCUUGAACCGCCUCGACUACUAGACCGAGCUUCGCUGAAUAUUUCAGACUUUUCGCAAUGGACUUUUAAUAAAAAAUGGCAUUAUUUUUUUAAA
This is a messenger RNA of Pygocentrus nattereri (red-bellied piranha), 4699 nucleotides long. RefSeq names its product low density lipoprotein receptor-related protein 3 (gene lrp3). Lineage: Eukaryota; Metazoa; Chordata; Actinopteri; Characiformes; Serrasalmidae. The coding region runs from base 802 to 3336 and encodes 844 amino acids. The record is from RefSeq and is a predicted model, not a curated record. Gene Ontology annotation, cellular component: plasma membrane. The transcript is spliced from 8 exons. Gene Ontology annotation, molecular function: protein binding.